This is a messenger RNA of Anopheles maculipalpis, 1778 nucleotides long. RefSeq names its product H/ACA ribonucleoprotein complex non-core subunit NAF1. Gene Ontology annotation, cellular component: sno(s)RNA-containing ribonucleoprotein complex. Gene Ontology annotation, molecular function: RNA binding. The record is from RefSeq and is a predicted model, not a curated record. NCBI's taxonomy places the organism in Eukaryota, Metazoa, Arthropoda, Insecta, Diptera, Culicidae. The coding region runs from base 12 to 1778 and encodes 588 amino acids. Gene Ontology annotation, biological process: pseudouridine synthesis; box H/ACA snoRNP assembly; ribosome biogenesis. The transcript has 2 exons.
AGCAAAACAAAAUGGAGGAAUUAGCUAAAUCGGAUGAAACAAAAAAUGGCGAUCAAGUGCAGGUCAAAGAAACGAAAGCAGAAGUGAGUGAAGUUAGCAGCCAAUCUUCCUCCACCAUUGCUACAGAAGAUGGCGGGAAAGUAAAUCUGGAUGAGAAUAAACAAAUGGAGGCGAAACCCAUUGAACUAACGCCAUCUGCAGCGGAUACCAAUUUUCCAGUGGAUGAGCUUUCUAAAAGCAGCACUGAUGGAGAAAAAUUGAACGAAAAGACAGAGGUGGAAUGUGUAAAGGAAGCAUCAAUUACUACAGUCAAAGAAAACGCUUCGGAGUGCACUUUAAAAACUGACGACAAAGAACCUUCUUCGGAAAUUGAAGGAGAUGAACAGUGCGUAAGAGAAUCCAAAGAAACAUCAUUGGACCAAGCGGUAGAAGAAUCUAAAGAAACUGUGUGCGAAAUCAGUUCUACGGUUGUUGAAGCAAGUGCACAGGAAGAACCAACUCCCACUAUGGAUCUUGCGACUGAACCUGCUACAAAUCAGGCAAUGGAAAUCGAGGAACCGGUAGAAACGGAGCAGGUUCCAGUGGCUAUUGUUUCUAUUCAAGAACAAAUCGCUACCGAACAAAAGCUCGAAACAGAGGCAGUUCAAAAGAUCAGCAAUAGCUCGUUGUCAAUGUUGUGUCAAUAUUCCGGUAGUUCCGAGUCGGAAGCGGAAGACACUGACGCAUCCAAUGUCGCGGAGAACGCAAAGGUCGUUAGUGCGUCAUCUUCUUCCUCAGACGAUAGUGAUGUUGAGGUUGUUAAAGACAGCACCAUGGCUGCCGGAGGAUAUCGUGUGCGGGAUGAUCCAAUACUGGUAAGCGAUGCUGAAACGAUGGACACAAACGCUGCUUCUUCGGAGGAUGAAAAUGACGAUCCCGUCAAGGGUCCGAUUCGUACUGCGGGUGAAAUAUUGCCCCACGAGCUGCCACCUAUCGAAGAGCUGACCAUUACCGUCCCGGAGACGGAAUGUAAACCGAUUGGCCACAUCGAUUCGAUCGUGGCACAGAUUGUACUGGUGCAGUCGGUUGCCGGUGCUGAGUUACUUAAUUUAGACACCGUCCUAUUUCUCGAGCGUGGAAAACGUGCAUUGGGCAAAAUAUUUGACGUGAUCGGACAGGUAAAUCAGCCCAUCUACUGCGUGCUGUUUAACUCGAAUCAGGAAAUAUUGACCAAAAACAUAACCACCGGGAUGGAGGUGUUUUGCGCACCCCGAACAGAGUACACAUCGUUCAUUAUUCUGUCGGAGCUGAUGCGCACGAAAGGUUCCGAUGCAAGUUGGAUGCACGAUAAUGAAAUUCCCGCCUAUCUGGCCGAACACUCGGACGAUGAGGAGGAAAGGAUGGCGAAAAGAAAUCGUAAGAAGGGUGCUGCUAAUCGGCAGCACCCACAAACGGAUGGCGAAUGUAGCGAGAUGGGUGAUGAGCCACAACAGCACCAACACUUUAAUCCUCGCCAUCCGAGUCCGUCAACAUCUAGAGGUCCAUAUUCACGGCCACCGCCUCAGGGCGGCGGCAGACAGUUUAAUCCACGCUAUCCAUCUGGUACCAGCUGGCAUCACAAUUACAAUCCACGCUUUAAUCAACCGCAUCAGCCCUAUCGGCCACGCUUUGCUCCACGCAAUCAGCAACAGUUCCAGCAGAUACCGCAUAUGCAACCGCCACCGCAAGGAGGGCUGUAUCUGAGGAACCCUUUCGCAACCCAGGGUCCGCCGAGGCCACCACCAUCCGGUUCGAAUUGA